Colletotrichum orchidophilum is the source of this 645-nucleotide messenger RNA. RefSeq names its product ER lumen protein retaining receptor. Bases 1 to 645 code for a protein of 214 amino acids. Gene Ontology annotation, cellular component: cis-Golgi network; membrane; endoplasmic reticulum. Lineage: Eukaryota; Fungi; Ascomycota; Sordariomycetes; Glomerellales; Glomerellaceae. The transcript has 4 exons. Gene Ontology annotation, biological process: protein retention in ER lumen; endoplasmic reticulum to Golgi vesicle-mediated transport. The record is from RefSeq and is a predicted model, not a curated record. Gene Ontology annotation, molecular function: ER lumen protein retrieval receptor activity.
AUGCUCAAUCUCUUCCGUGUUACCGGGGACUUGUCCCACCUUGCCAGUAUCGGCAUCCUCCUCCACAAGAUGGUGCAGCUGAAUAGCUGUUCUGGUAUUUCCUUCAAGUCGCAAGCCCUCUACUUUCUGGUGUACAUCACCAGGUACCUUGACUUGUUCACAACCUCUAGCCUAUGGAAUCUCAUCUUCAAGAUUCUCUUCAUCACCUCCCAAGGUUACAUUGUCUACCUCAUGACGACCGCCUACAAACCAACCAACGACCCCAAUCAGGAUACCUUCCGCGUCCAGUACCUGCUCGGUGGAGCUGCCGCUCUGGCCAUCAUCUUCCCUUACUCCUACAGCUUCUGGGAGAUCUCCUGGUCAUUCUCCAUCUGGCUCGAGGCCGUCGCCAUCCUGCCUCAGCUCUUCAUGCUUCAGCGCACAGGCGAGGCCGAGACCAUCACCACGCACUACCUUUUCGCACUCGGUAUCUACCGUGCCCUGUACAUUCCCAACUGGAUCUACCGUUACUUCACAGAGGCGAACCACAAGGUUGACUGGAUUGCUAUAACCGCCGGCCUCAUCCAAACUGUCCUCUACAGUGACUUCUUCUGGAUCUACUACACCAAGGUGAUGAAGGGCAAGAAGUUCAAGCUGCCCGUUUAA